Molecule: messenger RNA, 1821 nt
Organism: Recurvomyces mirabilis
Lineage: Eukaryota; Fungi; Ascomycota; Dothideomycetes; Mycosphaerellales; Teratosphaeriaceae
Exons: 1
Coding region: 1-1821 (606 amino acids)
Cellular component (GO): site of double-strand break; nucleus
Molecular function (GO): protein binding
Source: RefSeq, a predicted model, not a curated record
AUGGCGGAUCGUGAGGACUCGGAUGUUGAGGUGGAGGUGGAUGAGGAGAUGCAGAAGAUGCUGGGGACGACUUCGUUUGGGAAGCAGACUAGAUUGAAUGGUGGUCGGAGGGAUGUCGAGGCUAGUAAGCGGCCUACAGCUAGAAGUACUGCAAAGGUUGGGUUGAGUGGGUAUGAGGACAGCGACGACGGUGAGGAAGGAGAGAAUGGCAAGAAGGACAGCGAUAGAGAAGACGACGAUGACGACGACGACGACGACGACGACGACAGCGAAGAAGAAGACGACCUCCCAGUCUCCCACGAAAUGGUCCUCCGCUCCCACGACCGCGCCAUCACAACCCUCUCCCUUGACCCCUCCGGCGCCCGCCUAGUAACAGGCUCCAACGACUGCACCCUCAAACUCCACGACUUCAGCUCCAUGACACCCACCACCAUCCGCGCCUUCAAAACCGUCGACCCGAGCGCAAGCAGCAAACCGGGCUCCGCGAGCGCCAACACCGAGACCCACCCCGUGCACACAGCCCUCUUCAACCCACUGAGUGCGAACCACAUCCUCGUCACGACCGCAUUACCACAAGCCAAGAUCCUGAGUCGAGAUGGGGAGGUCUUGACGGAGUUUGUGAAGGGCGAUAUGUAUCUCCGGGACAUGAAGAACACGAAAGGACAUAUCUCGGCUCUGACGACGGGGUCAUGGCAUCCGAGUCAGCGGAAUCUAUGCGUAACGGCGGGGACGGACAGUACGUUGCGGAUCUGGGAUAUCGGGCAUUCGCGCAGUCAGAAGGAGGUGAUUGUGCACAAGUCCCGGGCGGAGGGGAGUGCGGGACGGUCGCGAAUGAGCGCCGUGGUAUGGGGAGCUGGCGGGGUCGGGAAUCUACUUGUAGCGGCGGCAUUGGAUGGGAGUCUGACGAUGUGGGCUGGGGAGGGUCCUUAUGCGCGUCCGGCGGCGGAAGUCAGGAACGCGCAUGAGAACAACACAUGGACGAGUGGGCUGGAUAUCAGCGCGGACGGACGGACGGUCGUGAGUCGAGGCGGCGACCACACGAUCAAGACCUGGGAUACGCGGAAAUUCAAACACCCCAUCACCACCACCUCCCACGCCUCCACUUCCUCCCAGUACCCCACCGAAAAUAUCCGGUUCAGUCCCGAUUCAAACCAUAUCCUCACGGGCUCGGAAACAGGCCACCUCCACUUCCUGAACCCGGCCACGCUGAAACCCUCUUUCAUCACCCCCGUGACCCCCGGCUCACCUUUGAUACAAGUCCUCUGGCACGCCAAACUAAACCAAAUCCUCACCGGUUCCGCCAACGGCGAAACCCACGUCCUCUACUCCCCCACCCUCUCCGCCCCCGGCGGCGCCAAAACCGUAAUGUCCCGCGCGCCGAAACGCCGCCAUAUCGACGACGACCCCAACCUAACCACGGACGUCGCAUCGGGAAUCUCCUCCGGCGAGAUCAUCGUCCCUGGCUCCGGCACAGGACCGAGCGUCACCAGCCACGCCUCCCGCCACCCAACCAUCGGCCUCACCGUCAGCGGCAAGAGUCGGGAUCCCCGCCGCCCACAUAUCCCGGCCCAGACGCCCUUUUCCAAAACGAACCCGGAUGAGGAGUUUGUGCGGAAGAACAUCCCUUUGAGUAGUUUAAGGGAUGAGGAUCCCCGGGAGGCGUUGCUGAAGUUUGCGGACAAGGCUAAGAAUGAUCCGGUUUUUACUAAUGCGUGGGCGGCUACGCAGCCGAAGACUGUUUAUGCGGAGUUUAGUGAUGGGGAGGAGGAGGAGGAGGGGGAGGGAGAGGGGGAGCCGGGGAAAAAGAAGGUGAAGAGGUGA